UUAUUUACCUUGGUAAAAAUAUAUAAAAUGGAAAAGACAGAGGGUCUUGUAGAAUUUGAGAUUUUACCCGAUAUAUCAUCAAUAUGUCGCACUUGCAUGGAGGCUGAAAAGAAGUACUAUCAAAUCUCCGAUUAUGUGGAUGAAUGUCAUAUAAUUAUGGAAAUGCUAGAUGAAAUUGUACCUCAACUCCAAAUUAAAAAUGAUGAAUGUGAAUUUCCUCCUCUUAUAUGUGAAUCUUGUGUGGAGAAAUUAAUUAUUUGCUAUAAAUUUCAUAAUUUGUGCUUGGAGUCGAACAACCAGCUUCGCCAAUUAAUUUUGUCAAAUGAGCACAACUUAAAUGUGGACGAAUAUAAAGAGUCCAAAACAACAAUAGAAGAUUGCGACGUAGAUGAAGAGAGGCUACUAGAAAGAAAUGAAUACAGAGACUUUACUGCCAUCAUUGAUAAAGAAGAAAAAGACACAAAGCAAUCACAUAGCCCUCUCAACCCAGAGUUGACCUGCUCUGAUUGUGGUAAAAACUUCGACCAGUUGUCCAACCAAAAAUCACAUUGUUGCAUGUUUGCGGAAAUAUAUUUUUUUAAAUGUGAUAUGUGCAAGCAAAGUUUUGACAAUGAGAAUAUAUACAAAAGUCAUUUGGAAGGACACAAAACAAAUGAGGCUUCUAUCGAACUAUUGGACAAUAUAGAUGACCAAAUUAAAGAAAAUAUCUCUGAAGUUAUAGACUCACAAGUUGUCGAGGAAAAUGAAGAUUUUAAUGAUUUAUAUGGCUUUGAAAUUGAAAACUUAAACGAAGAAGAAUGGAAUAGUGAUAGAGAGAUUUUAGAUGGUAAAGAUACCUAUAUAAAUGCUAAAGACUCAUUUACAGAAAACAAAAUUUCCACAGAAGACUCGAAAAUCGAAGAGCUAUACAUAGGUGAAAUUGAAAAGACGGAUAAGAAAAACCUUAGAAGCGGCAGCUAUCCUUGUGAUGUGUGCGGAAAAGUAUUCGAUCGCAUAUCCCGUUACAAUCGUCACAGUAGAGUUCAUGCACUUCAUAAACCCUAUGCCUGCGAUAUAUGUAAACGACGUUUUUCUACCAUACACUAUUUGAAGACUCAUCAGUUGUUGCAUACGAAAAAAGAUGUGGACGAAUCUUCCCAAAACUCUGUGGAGGGUUUUAAAUGUCCUGAUUGCCCAAGGCGUUUUGAAAAUAAAAAUGCUUUGUCAGGACAUCGUAGAAUGCACACAGAUAAAUCUAAACUACCAAAUUUCUUAUGCAACAUUUGCCAGCGUAAAUUUCUGUCAUCCAAAACCUUAGUGGAUCAUAUACGAAAUCAGCAUCCUGAUGCUGAAAAAUAUGCUUGUCAUAAGUGUGACAAAAAAUUUGUUCUGGAAGAACAACUAUUGGAACACACUAGUAAGCACAGAGAUAAAGAACUUGUAUGUACUGUGUGCCACAAAGAAUUCGCCUUUGAGUGUUUCUUAAAGGAACACAUGCGUGUGCAUAGCGGAGAAAGUCCAUUUUUGUGCCCAGAAUGUGGCAAGACAUUUAAAACUGGUGGCAACCUACGUCAGCAUCUUGAAAGGCAUUCCACCACUAAAAAAUAUCAAUGCCCCCACUGCACUAUGCGCUUCAAAUGUCGUUCAAAUGUCAACAAACAUUUAGCAACCCAUAAGGGUUUGAAAACACAUCAAUGUAAUAUAUGUGGAUCGCGUUUUACCAGAGCUUAUAAUUUAGUACAACAUAAAAGAUUACAUUUUGAAGGAAAAUCUCAUAAAUGUGAGCUGUGUGAUAUAUCUAUAACAGCAAAAAUGAAAGUAGUCGCCGUUUUGAUUUUCGCUUUGAUUGCCCAGAGCUAUGCCUACUCAAGCUCUUACGAUUUCGAGGACCAACGGAAUCAACGGGAGUUCGACAACAUUGAACCAUGGACCAAAAUGAAUCGUUAUUCUUCAUCAAACUCUGAAGACUAUGAAUUCAAGAGUUCAGCAUCUCGCUUCCCCGAAGCUCAGUUCUUCAAGAGGAAAGUGAUUCAACGUCUAUCUAACUCUCCUGCCUUCUAUAAUAAUCCCCAGAAUAAGCAAAGACUUAUCGAAGUCGCUGAUGAAAAAUUGGAAAAUUGCAAAACUCCCAGCGGCAAUGGAUUGGACAGAUCUUGUUUAGGUCGUGCUAUUGGCCAAGUCAUGCAAUUGGUCGCUUCCGUUGAAAAUGCCGACCGCAACUCGGGUUUCCGUGGCCAAAGACAAAAAAUGGAUGCAGAGGAAAAAGUUGCCGACAUCUCCUUGGAAUAUGGAAUAAUGUCCACGGAUAUAUUCUCUAUGUGUCGCACAUGCAUGGCAGCAAACAAAAAAUAUUACCAAAUCUUUGAUUAUGUGGAUGAAAGCCAGAGAAUUUUGGAAAUGUUGCAUAAAAUUGUGCCACAAAUCAAAGUCAAGGAAGAGGAUGACAUUGAGUUCUCUAAUUUAAUCUGCGAGGAAUGUGUCGACAAAUUGGUGACCAGUUAUAAGUUUCAAAAAUUAAGCAUUGAGACCUAUAAUCAACUACGUCGCUUGUUGCGGGAUUCUGUUGAAAAGGAGUUUGAAGCUACCUCCCUGGAAGAGGAAUGUACAGAGAUGAAAAUCGAAAUAUUUGAUUUCGAGGCUAAUGGAGAAAUGCAAAAUGAUUCUAAAGCGACAAUAGGUGUAAACAAACCCGAGAUCCAAGAAAGCAACAACAACCAAAACAAAGACUAUAUGUCGCUGACAAUAACAGAUAGAAACAAUUUAAGUACAAGAAAAAAGUUUUCAUGCAACAAAUGUGAAAAAGUUUACGAUCGAUUAUCCCGAUUGGAACAACACACACUUAAACACCAUUAUGCUAAUGAUGAUAACAAAAUAGAAGAAAAUAUUGAUAUCGAAAUUUCACUGGAGGAAUUUAAAAACGAAGACGGUGCAGAUCUAGAUAGGGAUGAUCAACUUUUAAACACAAGCGAUGAAAAUAAAAUAAAAAUUCGAUCAUCAAUGGAAUCGGAAACUUAUAAAGAACCAUUUUGUACACUAUGUGAAAGAAAUUUUAAUAAUUUUUCCGAUUUGGAAUCACAUCGCUGCGAUCCAGAAAGAAUAUCAGAAGACAUUUAUGAAAAUCAAGAAGAAGAAUAUAUUGAAGACCAUGAUGGUAGGGAGCAUGCAGAGGAAGGAGAAGACGAACAGGAGAUGGACAACAAUCCCACAUCCUCGGAGGAAUAUGAGCAUUUGGAAGGUAGCACAGCAUCGUGCGAUAGCGAAGAACAAUUUUUAAAUUUAGAUGCUGAGAUUCCGGAAUACAAAAUUACUGCCGAAGCGAUAGAAACAGACAAACCCCAGACAGGCAAAAAGCCAUCAUAUCCCUGUGAGGUUUGCGGCAAGAUAUUUAAUUGUCCUUCCCGCCUGAAACGUCAUAGCCCAGUUCAUUCUCUGGAUAAGCCAUACUCUUGCGAAAUAUGUAAACGUCGUUUUUCCACAUCACAUUAUCUGAAGAUACAUAAGAAUUUACAUAAAAUCAGAAAGAAUCGAACGGAAUCGAUACCUCCAGAAGGUCUACAGUGUUCGGAUUGUCCAAAACGCUUUAAAAAUCGCAAUGCAUUAGCAUCCCAUCGUCAAGUACAUACGCGCAACUCAGCCGUCGCUAAUUUCACUUGCGAUAUGUGCCAACGAGCUUUUGUUACCGUAAAAACACUGACCGAUCACAUUAAAAAUAAACAUCCCGAUGCAAAAAAAUUUACUUGUGAAGAAUGUGGCAAAUCGUUUAUCCUGCGUGAAAGACUUUUACGGCAUUUAAAUGCUCACAAAGAUCUAACGUGUCAUGUUUGUGAAAAGACAUUCACUUCCGAGCCCACACUGAAAGAACACAUGAACAUUCAUACAGGAGAAAAUCCUUAUCUGUGUUCAUUAUGCGGCAGGGCAUUUAAAUAUCACAGUAGCUUAAGGAAACAUGUGGAGCGUCAUUCUGGAAUAAGUCCACACCAUUGUCCGGAAUGUCCCAGAAGUUUUAAAUGCCGCACUGAUCUAAACAAACAUAUCAAAAAUCAUCUGGGUAUAAAAUCGCAUAUAUGUGAUAUAUGUGGCACUGGAUUUACCAGAUCCUGGAACUUGGAACAGCACAAACUAUUGCAUAAGGGUAAAAAACGGCAGAAAUGCGAAGACUGCCCUAUGACGUUUAUAUCGACUAUUCAAUUUAAGCGUCACAUGAAAACUCACCUCGAUGAGGGCAUCUCAUCAACUACUUAAUUUUGCUAAAACUACCAACAAAAAACAUUUUAUUUGUUAUAUAGAAUUUUUGAAAUCUAAUAUUUUGUACAUAUUUACAAUAAUUACAAAGAUUAGCUAUCAAUAUAUUUUUUACAAAUAGUUUUGAAUUCGCUUAGCGCAAAUAGAUAUAA
This is a messenger RNA of Stomoxys calcitrans (stable fly), 4373 nucleotides long. Its product is annotated as zinc finger protein 845. Gene Ontology annotation, cellular component: nucleus. NCBI's taxonomy places the organism in Eukaryota, Metazoa, Arthropoda, Insecta, Diptera, Muscidae. The record is from RefSeq and is a predicted model, not a curated record. Gene Ontology annotation, molecular function: zinc ion binding. The coding region runs from base 28 to 4221 and encodes 1397 amino acids. The transcript has 14 exons.